UUCCACGCCGCCUCACGUCACACAUGCCUCUGCCUCUUCUCUGAGCACUGAGCUCCACCACUUCCAGCGGGUCCACUGUCCAUUGUCCACCGUCCAACCAACCUCCACUCUCCUCCCGACAUCGACCGAUUAACCAUCGCGGCCUCCACACAAUCGUCGGCGUCGGUCGUCGCUCUCCACGCAAUCGUCCCUAUAGCUUACAGUCCCUUUUGACAAAGCUUCCUGGGAAGCAGAAAAUAUCAGAGAAAGAGAUGAAUCGUCACAGGGACAUGGUUGCAAAUUUGAGAACAAAAGUAAACCAAAUGGCUUCCACAUUGAAUAUGUCAAACUUUGCCAACAGGGAUAGCUUGUUGGGUCCAGAAAUAAAGCCAGCUGAUGCCAUGCGUAGAACUGAAGGUCUGGACAACCACGGCAUUGUCGGUCUUCAGUGGCAAAUUAUGAAAGAGCAAGAUGAGGGCCUUGAAAAGUUGGAGGAGACAGUAACAAGUACAAAACAUAUUGCACUGGCAGUCAAUGAAGAACUUGAUCUUCACAUUAGACUUAUUGAUGACUUGGAUCAACAUGUGGAUGUUACUGAUUCCCGCUUACGGGCCAAUUCACAUUACUUUGCCAUAAUUGAACAGAUUGCAGAGGGGAAUAUGUGGUUGAACGACAACAUUGGUGUUGUUCCUAAAAAUUCUUGGGCAAUAGAUCCAUUUGGCUACUCAGCUACCAUGGCAUAUCUCUCCGCCGUAUGGGUUUCGAGAACAUGCUUAUUCAGAGGACUCAUUAUGAGGUAAAGAAGGAACAUGCUCUGAAAAAGAAUUUAGAGUACACAUGGCGCCAAAAUUGGGAUGCUGAGGAAACGACUGAUAUUUUUGUGCACAUGAUGCCCUUCUAUUCAUAUGAUAUCCCUCAUACUUGUGGGCCAGAGCCUGCUAUAUGUUGUCAGUUUGAUUUUGCUCGAGUACACGGCUUUUUUUAUGAGAUGUGCCCAUGGGGAGAGCAUCCAGUGGAGACCAGCCCAGAAAAUGUACAUGAAAGGGCUCAAGUAUUCCUAACACAGGCAGCAAAGAUGGGACAACAGUCUUCCUCAUUGAUGCCAUCAUCCUCCAGCUCAUAGAUCUCUUGGUGAUUCACAUAUGGAUUAGCAUGAUGUCAUUAUUCACUGACUUAAAUAAUAUAUUUUAUAAUAUGAAUUUUAUACUAUUUGGAUCCAUUAUGUAUUUUGAGAUAUUUUAAGUUUCUUAGUGUUGAACUAUAGUAAUGUUUUGGACUUUUAGAUUUCAGAAUUAUGAAAUGAAGUUGAUGUG
Messenger RNA from Manihot esculenta (cassava), 1292 nucleotides. Its product is annotated as syntaxin-51. The record is from RefSeq and is a predicted model, not a curated record. Gene Ontology annotation, cellular component: endomembrane system; Golgi membrane; SNARE complex. Lineage: Eukaryota; Viridiplantae; Streptophyta; Magnoliopsida; Malpighiales; Euphorbiaceae. The transcript has 6 exons. Gene Ontology annotation, biological process: intracellular protein transport; protein deglycosylation; N-glycan processing. The coding region runs from base 252 to 779 and encodes 175 amino acids. Gene Ontology annotation, molecular function: alpha-mannosidase activity; SNARE binding; SNAP receptor activity.